GAAAAAGCGACGGACGGACGGAGAUGGAGGAAGAACAACAACUCCGGUCGGGGAAGUACACUUGGGUGAUCGACAGCUUCUCCGAGAAGAAGAACAAGCCCAAGUUCUUCUCUGAUGCGUUUACUGUUGGAGGCUGCAAAUGCAACUGCAGCAACGUCGGACUGUAGGGGAACUUCCUGGACACGAAUAGAUCUAUCUAUAGAUAUAGAUAGAUGAUGGAUUUCUUUGUUUAUUGGAGCAGGCGAAUAGUUAUUUAUCCCAAGGGUAACGGCGUGGGCAUCCCAGAUCAUUUGUCAAUGUUCUUAGAGGUUGCUGAUGCUGCAACAUUGCCUGAUGGAUGGUGCAGAGAUGCCAAGUUCGCAUUCACUUUAGUUGAUCAGGACAGCAAAGUCGGCUCAACAACAAAGAGUUGGCGAAACAAAUUCACCGCAGAAUCUAGCCGUUGGGGGUUCAUGCAAUUCAUGCGUCUGACCAAGCUUCAUGAUAACACUAAAGGUUAUGUGGUUCAUGACGCCGUGGUUGUUGAAGUUGAGAUAACUCUCCACGAGGUUGUUCCGUUGGUCGAGUUAGCCACACAAGUGAACACCCUUGGCACUUAUUUCAGCCGUUUUUCUGAUUAUUUUACUACUACUGGGACCCCUCAUUUGGAAGAAGGAUCAGCUUCGAAUAGGCAGACCAUUGAUUUGGCUUCUGAUGCUCCGAGCUCAGAUGAUAUAGAGAAGGCCAAACGCUCCUUGAAGGAAUGCCUGUCCGAUCUCUUUAAGUUGAACAUGAAAGAUAGGCUUUCUUCAGCCCUGUCGAUCUUAAGCCAUGCCCGAGCUGGGUUAUCUACUGAUCAGAAGAGAUCGAUCAAGAAAUUUAAGGCCAACUUUGACGAUUUUGUGUGCGACUUCUUAAACUUUGAACAAGACAAUUCCGAUUUUGAGCUGCAGAAAAUCACAAGGGACCAUAUAUAUUCUGCAAUGAAGAGGAAUCACGAGACUCACCUGUCACACCAGCAAUUGUUCGAUAGCAUAACCAUGGAAAAGGAAGAGCUCAACAAGAGACUGAAGGAACUGAGCUUCAGAGAGACAAAGCUGGUGGAUGACUGGGAAACUCUGAUGAACGAAUCGGAGGAAGUGAAAUCGAGAUAUGCUAUUCAGGAGAGGAUGCUGGCACAGGCAGAGGAGAAGAAGAAAAUAGCUGAAGAAAGGAUGUCUCGAUCGACCAGUGCUUGGUCCAGUCUGAAGGAACAAUUCCUAUAAACUUUCAGCUUGCCAAGUGAAAGUGGCUGAGAAGCUGCAAGAACAUUAACUGCUUUGUGUUGCACCGGAGGAUAUGACUGAUAUUCGAAAUGCUGUCUUUAGAAAUAAUGUUCCUCUCCAUGUUGCGAAGCACUUGGCCCUGCCCUAACUAUAUUCUUUAUCCACGAGUGUUGGCCAUAUAUAUAUAUAUAUAUAUAUAUAUUCAUUUAUCUCCAAUUGAUUUUGUUGAAGAGAAGUGUCAAGAGGAUGCGCGUCCCUUGUGUUUUGAGGUCACCGAGAGAACUGCUCGUGGAUUUGCAGGUCAGUGGGCAUGGGAAAGACUGAUUGAUGCCUAGUACUAUUAUGUUUGAUCGACGGUCGAUGCAAUGAGUUCUACGAACUUCAACAGGACCAAAAGGACAGACUAGGCAAAUGAAGUGAUUUUUAUACUUUUUUUUCUGAGCACCGCUGCCUUCAGUUUUAUACCAUACUGAUAUUCGAUAUGCAGUGACUGUUGAUUGCACUCGAAAUAUCUGAUGAAAGUAUACUUGGUGUUUAGGUUAAGAUUUCAGCUGGUGUCUUCAACAACACAGGCCUUGCAAUAGAACUUGUAAAUUUCGGGAAUAAUUGUACGAGCUCUUAUUUCGACAGUCAAAGCCAGCAAAGAUGCAUUUCUGAA
Molecule: messenger RNA, 1902 nt
Organism: Punica granatum (pomegranate)
Lineage: Eukaryota; Viridiplantae; Streptophyta; Magnoliopsida; Myrtales; Lythraceae
Source: RefSeq, a predicted model, not a curated record